UUCGCGAGUGGGAGCACCCGAGUGACCGCGGGGGAUCCGGGUUCCGCUCUGGGAUCGGGGCGCGGCCCGGUUGACCCCCACCUCGCGGCCUGUGAGUAGGCCUGUGUGCUGUGGAGCAGGUCUCGCAAGUCUCCCCCUUCCUGGGUCAGUUCUCAUUUCCUUUUGGGAGUAUCCAUGCUUCACCAUGUUGAGAGCUAAGAAUCAGCUUUUUUUGUUAUCACCCCACUACCUGAAGCAGCUAAAAGAUCCAUCAUCCUCCACGUGGAAACGGCUCCUGCAUCAGCAGAAAACCCUUCACCCAGAAUGGGCUGCACUGGCCAAAAAGCAGCUGAAAGGCAAAAACCCAGAGGACCUCAUAUGGCGUACCCCAGAAGGGAUCUCUAUAAAGCCCUUAUAUUCCAGGGCAGACACAAUGGACUUACCUGAAGAACUUCCAGGAGUGAAGCCAUUCACACGAGGACCGUAUCCCACCAUGUAUACCUAUAGGCCAUGGACCAUCCGUCAGUAUGCAGGCUUUAGUACUGUGGAAGAAAGCAAUAAAUUCUAUAAGGACAAUAUUAAGGCUGGUCAGCAGGGGUUGUCCGUUGCCUUUGACCUGGCCACACAUCGUGGUUACGAUUCAGACAACCCUCGAGUUCGUGGAGAUGUUGGAAUGGCGGGAGUUGCUAUUGACACUGUAGAAGACACCAAAAUCCUAUUUGAUGGAAUUCCUUUAGAAAAAAUGUCCGUUUCCAUGACCAUGAAUGGAGCAGUUAUCCCAAUCCUUGCGACGUUUAUAGUAACCGGGGAAGAACAAGGUGUGCCGAAAGAGAAGCUCACUGGUACAAUUCAGAAUGAUAUCCUAAAGGAGUUUAUGGUCAGAAAUACAUAUAUCUUUCCCCCAGAACCAUCCAUGAAAAUUAUUGCUGACAUUUUCCAAUACACAGCACAGCACAUGCCAAAAUUUAAUUCCAUUUCGAUUAGUGGGUACCAUAUGCAGGAAGCAGGAGCUGAUGCCAUUCUAGAACUGGCCUAUACCAUCGCGGAUGGCUUGGAGUACUGCAGAACCGGACUCCAGGCUGGUCUCACAAUUGAUGAAUUUGCACCAAGGUUGUCUUUCUUUUGGGGAAUUGGGAUGAAUUUCUACAUGGAAAUAGCAAAGAUGCGAGCUGGGAGGAGACUCUGGGCUCACUUAAUAGAAAAAAUGUUCCAACCUAAAAACUCUAAAUCUCUUCUUCUACGAGCACAUUGUCAGACAUCAGGGUGGUCACUCACUGAGCAGGAUCCUUACAAUAACAUUGUCCGCACUGCAAUCGAAGCAAUGGCAGCUGUGUUUGGAGGAACACAGUCUUUGCAUACGAAUUCUUUUGAUGAAGCUCUGGGCUUGCCAACUGUGAAAAGCGCUCGAAUUGCCCGAAAUACACAAAUCAUCAUUCAAGAAGAAUCUGGGAUUCCCAAAGUGGCUGAUCCUUGGGGAGGAUCAUACAUGAUGGAAUCUCUCACAAAUGAUGUGUUUGAAGCUGCUCUGAAGCUGAUACAUGAGGUUGAAGAAAUGGGUGGAAUGGCCAAAGCUGUAGCUGAAGGAAUACCUAAACUUCGAAUUGAAGAAUGUGCUGCCCGAAGACAAGCUAGAAUAGAUUCUGGUUCUGAAGUAAUUGUUGGAGUAAAUAAGUAUCAGUUGGAAAAAGAAGACUCUGUGGAAGUCCUGGCCAUUGACAACACUUCAGUGCGCAAGAAGCAGAUUGAGAAAAUUAAGAAGAUCAAAUCCAGCCGGGAUCAAGCUUUGGCUGAACGGGCCCUCGAGGCACUUACCCAGUGUGCUGCCAGUGGAGACGGCAAUAUUUUGGCUCUUGCAGUGGAUGCAGCUCGUGCAAGAUGCACAGUUGGAGAAAUCACAGAUGCUUUGAAAAAGAUAUUUGGUGAGCAUAAAGCUAAUGAUCGCAUGGUGAGUGGAGCAUAUCGGCAGGAGUUUGGAGAAAGUAAAGAGAUAACAUCUGCCAUCAAGAGAGUUGAUAAGUUCAAGGAACGUGAAGGUCGCCGACCUCGUCUUCUUGUGGCAAAAAUGGGGCAAGAUGGCCAUGACAGAGGAGCCAAGGUCAUUGCUACAGGAUUUGCUGAUCUUGGUUUUGAUGUGGAUAUAGGGCCUCUUUUUCAGACUCCCCGUGAAGUGGCACAGCAGGCUGUGGACGCAGAUGUGCAUGCUGUGGGUGUCAGCACACUUGCCGCUGGUCACAAAACCCUCGUUCCUGAGCUUAUCAAAGAACUGUCUGCCCUGGGACGCCCAGAUAUCCUUGUCAUGUGUGGGGGCGUGAUUCCACCACAGGAUUAUGACUUUCUGUAUGAAGUUGGUGUUUCCAAUGUAUUUGGUCCUGGAACCCGGAUUCCCAAGGCCGCCGUUCAGGUGCUUGAUGACAUUGAGAAGUGUUUGGCAGAGAAGCAGCAAUCUGCGUAACACCUGGAUCUUUAGUUAUACUCGAAGAGAGUAAUAAAACUAUGUCUUCUGGUAAUUCAAACACCUGUUAAUGUGUUUGCUUUGGAAGCCUUUCAUUAAAAGGCAGUGAUUAUAAAUGUGCAGUCAUGCUAAUACACAUAUUUAGAGAGCCUGAGUUAAAAUAUGAAAAUCUGAAAAUCAUCUACACCAAGUAUUUCCAAAGUACAUUAUUUCAGAAAAUUAAAAUGGUGUACUGCUUAGAGAUAAUAAUACAAUUAUUUAUAAAUAA
Molecule: messenger RNA, 2699 nt
Organism: Meriones unguiculatus (Mongolian gerbil)
Lineage: Eukaryota; Metazoa; Chordata; Mammalia; Rodentia; Muridae
Gene: Mmut
Product: methylmalonyl-CoA mutase
Exons: 13
Coding region: 185-2431 (748 amino acids)
Cellular component (GO): mitochondrion
Molecular function (GO): methylmalonyl-CoA mutase activity; metal ion binding; cobalamin binding
Source: RefSeq, a predicted model, not a curated record